AUGGGAAAUAUACACACCGUUGGCCCCAGUGAAGCUCUCGUUAUAUCUGGCGGAUGUUUUGGUUCUGCUCAUGUACGUACCAUCAUCGGCGGAUGGGGUUGGGCAUGGUGGUGUGUGACUCAGGUACAAAAAAUCUCUCUCGGAGUAAUGACACUGAACCCUACGUGUGAGAACGUGGAGACCAUGGAGGGUGUGCCCCUCACAGUCACCGGUGUCGCUCAAGUAAAGAUCAUGCGGGAUGACAAGCUGCUUCAAUUGGCUUGCGAACAGUUUUUAGGCAAAAGCCGUAGCGCUAUCCAGCACACCAUCUUGCAAACCAUGGAAGGACAUUUGCGUGCGAUUCUGGGGACUUUGACAGUAGAGGCGAUCUACCGGGACCGGGACCAGUUCGCUGCAUUGGUCCGUGAUGUUGCGGCGCCAGACGUGGGUCGAAUGGGAAUCGAAAUCCUCAGCUUCACCAUCAAAGAUGUGUACGACCGGGUGGAGUACCUGAACUCACUGGGGCGUGCACAAACCGCAAAUGUGAAACGCGACGCUGAUAUUGGAGUGGCUGAGGCCGAACGAGAUGCGAGUAUCAAGGAGGCCGAAUGUGAUCGGGCGCGGAUGGACGUACGCUACGCAUCGGAUACCCACAUCGCUAACUCGACCAGGGAUUUCCAGGUGUGCGCUGCCUCUAUCGAACAAGAGAUCAACACAGCUCGUGCGGAGGCCGAAUUGGCCUAUCAGCUACAAGCGGCCAAAGAGAGACAGAAAAUCCGAAUUGAGGAGAUCAACAUUAGCAUUGUGGAGCGACGGAAACAAAUUGAAAUUGAGGAGAAGGAGGUUUUGUGCAGUGAGAAGCGACUGGACGCCAACGUGCGACGCCCGGCUGAGGCUGAGGCUUACCGAUUGCAACAGAUUGCGGAGGGAAACCGUAUGCAGAAAAUCCUCCUGGCCCAAGCGGAAGCCGAUGGGAUUCGGGCUCGUGGUCAGGCCAACGCCGCCGCCAUUGAGGCAAUGGGAAAAGCAGAGGCUGAGCGCAUGCGUCUACGCGCACAGGCGUACAACAACUACGGAGACGCGGCCAUACUCGGUCUCGUAUUAGAUUCGUUGCCCCGUCUGGCUGCAGAAUUGGCCGCUCCAUUGGCUCGGACCAAAGAAAUUGUCUUGAUGGGCGGCGGUUGUGGUGGAGAUAGUUCGGGUUCCACGUUGACCAAUUUGGGUAAAGAUUUUACCACUUUGAUGGGCACCCUUCCCCCCGCACUACGUGCCCUGACGUCUGUGGACUUGAGUAAGACGAUAUCCAAAAUUCCCGGAGCCACAGUGGUUACAUGAACUCAAUAGAAUUGCAAAAGUCAGAACGCGAAUUGGCGGGUAUCUCUAGAAAGUGCUGAUUCGGCAGUGGUCACCAUCAUCCAGUCUUCCUCGUUCGUACCUAUGUUCUUUGAAUCUCCUUAUUCCACAGUGCAUUUCUUUUAGAUAACCCAACGUUCCUCUUGAUAUCUUCUCACGCACUGUCGUAUCGUUUAGAUUUUCUAUCCAUUCUGCUCCACUUUGUUCCACAUUCUCCAUGUUUUUUGGUUUUUUUUCUACCGUGCUUCCGUUCUCGUGUAAAUAUUCCCCACUGACAUAGGCAAAUACUGGCACUGAUCAUUUUAUUCCUUAUUCUCUUUAUGUGUUGCUGUUUCUACUUGUACCUCUGAUCUAUGUGUGUUGCUUAAGUAUUUUUUUCAUUUAUCUCCUUUUCUCUCCAAAUUAUGCAAUUAAAAUACGUUAUUGACGGUUUU
Molecule: messenger RNA, 1766 nt
Organism: Dicrocoelium dendriticum
Lineage: Eukaryota; Metazoa; Platyhelminthes; Trematoda; Plagiorchiida; Dicrocoeliidae
Source: the annotation of a GenBank genome assembly